GUCGAGAUUCUUUUUCCGGUUACCUCUUCUAUUGCAUCAGUUGCAGACUGGAGCUGCGCUGGUAUAAUGAAGCACUUCCAAUCCAUAGAAGUUAAAAAAAAGAUGGAGCAGAGGAAGAAUGAACAAUUUGUGCAGUUUAAAUCAAAGGGACAAGAUGCAUUCAAUAGAAAGGACUACCAUGACGGGAUCUAUUGGUACACUGAGGCCGAAUGUUUAGAACCCAUGGAUGCAAGAGUGAAGUCAAAUCGGAGCUUAUGUUGGGCUUGCUUGAAUGAAGGUUAUCGCGCUUUAGCUGAUGGACAGAAAAGCCUCUUGCUAGAUCCCAAAUGGCAGAAGGCCUACUAUAGGGAAGGUGUGGGGUGGAAGUUACUGAAGGAUUUUGAGAAGGCAGCUGAUUCAUUUUACAUUGGGUGGAGGUUAGACGUGGGAAACAAGGAGCUUCUGCAAGCUUACCAGGAAGCUAAGCAAAUGCAAAUUCAACAAGCUGCUGCUCGGGAGCCUUGCUUUGACAGUUGCUGCUGCUGUGCAAAUAGACAAAAUCUGUAGCUGGGUGAUGCUGAAGUUCCCUAGUGUAUUUAACUUCUAUAUUACAGACUGUAACGACAAUGAAGUUUGAUUCCCAACAGACCUUUGUUUGAAAAAAGAAGGCGUGUUUCCAAUUUUGAAUGUUUUGUUGUAUGCGUUACAAGUAAAUUAUCGCACCUACAGUCCAAUCUAAUUAAUUGGGAGAAAAUCGAUCUUUUAAAAACAAUGUUAACAUUGUUUAUAAAUUGAAUGUAUAAAAA
Manihot esculenta (cassava) is the source of this 785-nucleotide messenger RNA. RefSeq names its product hsp70-Hsp90 organizing protein-like. The transcript has 5 exons. Bases 67 to 546 code for a protein of 159 amino acids. NCBI's taxonomy places the organism in Eukaryota, Viridiplantae, Streptophyta, Magnoliopsida, Malpighiales, Euphorbiaceae. Gene Ontology annotation, molecular function: protein binding. The record is from RefSeq and is a predicted model, not a curated record.